This is a messenger RNA of Anoplopoma fimbria (sablefish), 4090 nucleotides long. It is a transcript of the gene dcaf8, whose product is annotated as DDB1 and CUL4 associated factor 8. The record is from RefSeq and is a predicted model, not a curated record. The coding region runs from base 278 to 2131 and encodes 617 amino acids. Gene Ontology annotation, cellular component: cytoplasm; Cul4-RING E3 ubiquitin ligase complex. The transcript has 13 exons. Gene Ontology annotation, molecular function: protein binding. NCBI's taxonomy places the organism in Eukaryota, Metazoa, Chordata, Actinopteri, Perciformes, Anoplopomatidae.
CGUCAAAACAUAAACAGAGCAGUCAACCUUGUGUGCACGCAGUUGGCUUGCUUUGUAGUCUGUCUUUUACUAAAAAGCUUCAUGCACGCGUUCCUAAUGUCGUGUAUUUACGGAGGAAGGAUCUCCAGCCCGGGCACUUAAGUUUGCACAUGUGCUAAGCAGGCAGGUGGAGAACAAUAAAUCUGCAAUAAAGAUCAGGACUAAACUAAGAAGUACGCCUCGUCGGGCCUUCGAGUAGAGGUUCUCCCUCAGGUCGACGCAGGACAAAGGAGACAGAAUGGCUGAGGCUGACUGCAAAUCCACUGCGCUAAACGGUGGCUCUGAAGAAAAAGAAGCAGAAGAAGAUCAACACAAUGAGACAGAUGCCUCUUGCAGCAAAGAGGGACCAACACAGUCUUCUUCUCAAGAUGCUCUCAAAGACAUAGGAGAGGCAUCUGGAGACAAGCCAAUGCCAGAUGUGGAUGGAGAGAUGCGGGCAAACAGAGAGGGAGAGGAGGAAGAAGACACAGACAGCAUGGAUGGCAGCGGUCUUUACUCCCUCACUGAGGAUGGUGAAAAAGAGAGUGAGGGAGGCAGACGGGAGAGAGCAAGGGAUAAAGAUGGCGGUAAAAGGGCUGCUAGAAAGAGGAAUAGACCUGGCGGCGGCGGCGGCGGCACCAAUCAAUCCAGCAGCUCAGAUGAGGAUGACGACGAGGACGACGAUGACGAAGAAGAACAGAAAGAUGAUGAUGAAGACGACAAUGAGGCUAUGGAGGCCUGGUUGGGAGCUGAGCUGUGUGACCUGCGUGGCCCUACAUGGCGGGCGAUACCCUCACUGCGCUCGAGGGAGAUCGGCAGGAACUCACAGCAGUUUGUGAGGCGCGUGUGUGGAGCCCGCGGCCUGGUGCAGAGGCUGGAGCUCCAGGGCCGACUGGAGAGGCACACGGGCUGCGUCAACACGUUGCACUUCAACCCCUCGGGCACACGCCUGGCCUCAGGCAGCGAUGACCUGCGAGUGGUGAUCUGGGACUGGGCCGUCCGCCGUGCUGAGCUGGAGUUUGACAGUGGCCACAAGAGCAACGUGUUUCAGGCAAAGUUCCUGCCUCACAGUGGAGACUCCACCUUGGCCAUGUGUGCUCGAGAUGGUCAGAUCAGAGUGGCUGAGCUCUCUGCCACACAGCGCUGCAAGAACACCAAGCGGGUCGCACAGCACAAAGGGGCUGCACACAAGCUGGCCCUUGAGCCAGAUUCCCCCUGCUCCUUUCUGUCCGCUGGAGAGGAUGCUGUGGUGUUUGGUAUUGAUCUGCGUCUGGACCGUCCUGCCAAUAAACUGGUGGUUGUAAAAGAGGGUGAUAAAAAGGUGGGACUUUACACCAUCUAUGUCAACCCAGCAAAGACCCAACAAUUUGCUGUGGGCGGAAGAGACCAGUAUGUGAGGAUCUAUGACCAGAGGAAGAUCAAUGAGAAUGAUAACAAUGGUGUGCUGAAAAAGUUUUGUCCUUCACAUCUGGUAUCCAGUGAGUCCAAAACCAACAUAACCUGCCUUGUGUACAGUCACGAUGGCUCAGAGCUCCUGGUCAGUUACAAUGAUGAGGACAUCUACCUGUUUGACUCGAACCACAGUGAUGGGGCAGACUAUCGCAGGAGAUACAAGGGACACCGCAAUAAUGCAACAGUGAAGGGGGUGAACUUCUACGGGCCAUGCAGUGAGUUUGUGGUCAGUGGAAGUGACUGUGGACACAUCUAUCUGUGGGACAAGUACUCUGCUCGAAUCGUCCAAUUCAUGGAGGGAGACAGGGGAGGAGUGGUGAACUGUUUGGAGCCGCAUCCCCAUCUUCCAGGUAUGGCCACCAGUGGGCUGGACCACGACAUCAAACUUUGGGCCCCAACAGCUGAAAGCCCCACAGGACUCAAGGGCCUUAAAGAGGUGAUGAAGAAAAACAAGCGGGACCGCGAUGAAGACAGUGUGCGCCACGGCGACCAGUACGACACCCAGCUGCUGUGGUUCCUAAUGAGACACAUGAGGAACAGACGGCCUCAGAGGACCCGUCAUGAGGGUGCGGACACGGACACAGAUGAGUCCUGGAGCUCUCCAGAUUCCUCUGAUGAAGAGGAAGGAGGUCCAGACCACGUCCAGUGCAUGUCCUCCUGAGCCACACGUACAUACAUAGACACACAAACAUGCAUACAUACCUAUACAUAAACUUUAAUGCCCUUGAAUUGAUGCACAUAGGCAAGCACUCUCAGCACACUGGCACACUGAUGAGCCACAGACUUGUUUUUGUUUUCUUUCCACACACGUACAUACUCAGAUAAAACGCACACUAAAUUAAACAUACUUUUGAAGCAGAGUGACAGAGCUUAACUCCUGGUUUUCCAUCAGUUUUGAGUGUGCGAAUGACUAUUUCACCCUGCAUACACACUUGUAGAAUCCUGAUUUCUGAGAAUUGUACAAAGAGGUUUAGUGAGUGCUUACAUCCCUAUAAAACCACUCGGAGGCCCCUGCUUGUCCAUACAUUAUCUAUAUGCUCUGUCUAGCUCCAGAACAAUGUACCGCGUUUGUAUGGCAACAAGCACCUCCUCUCUAGGCACCCUAUAGGAAGAAAUACAUCACCAGCACACAAUACGCCCCUCUCUUACUGACACACCUCUUGAGCUCUCUGUGCUGAUGAGGGGAGUAAGAGCUUAGAAUCAUAGCAUCAAACCAUCCCCUAAAUGUGACUCCCUUUAAGAUUUGAACUCAUAGAGGGAAACCCCAGAGUCCCUUCCCUGCAUCGCCCCAGUCUCAUUCUGAUUUCUUGCCCUGAUCUUGUGCAGCUAGUUGCAUUUUUCACACGCUUUCGCUCCGAGGACUUCUGAAUCCCUACAUGCUGCAUCACCCGACAUGUUGCCCUCGAGCUACUCCCUCCCCUCUCUCUUUCCCUCCCCCCCCCCCUCCCCCCCCUCACUACUGAGUGCACUUUGAAUCAGGGAUGCUUUAGUUUGAAAACACAGACAAAAUGUGCACCGAGUGUGUGAUUUUUGGGGGGAAGAGCCGUUGUGUCCCUCCAUGGAGACCCCACAGUGAAGUUAAGUUUAUUAUUAUUGAUUUUUUUUUUUUUUUUUUUUUGAGUGAGGAGAUAUUUUGCACUUAAGCGUUUUGGGUUUUUUUUGACCGAGGAAGAGGAGGAGGUUUCGUUUGCUUCCACCAGCCUUUCCUCCCCCUCCUCCCUCCUCCCUUUUCUUCUUCCUCCCUGACUCUCCAUCUUUGACAGGAAUUAUUGGAUGGUGUUCAGCAUGUGCAUAGGAUAGUGACUGAUGUGGGGCUCUGUUGGGGAACUUAGUCAUUUUAAAGAGCCAGAACCGACCUGGAGCAAAUCCCAAUUGAAACACUGCCUACGUGCUAAUUGAGAUUGGAGUAAUAACCAUGGGGUUCCUGAAAAUGUGAUUACGAUCGGUCUCAAAACAAUUGCUGAAUGAUGUCUUUCAAACAAACAUUUGAACACCACGACAACUCAAAGAGGAGGACGGGGGGGGGCAGGGUCAAUAUGCUUGCCAGUCAUUUGUUGUGUGAGAGCGAUAAAGUCCAGCUUUUCUCAUUUUCUAUGAGAACUCUAGUUAGUUGAAUUGAUAUGUACAUAUAUAAAUAUAUAUUAAAACUGUAAAAACAAAAUCAACUUCAGCAAAUGCUGUUUGACUUAAAAAAGAGAAUAAAAAAAAAAAAGAUGUCAAAACAUUUGAUUGGUAUUGAUGCAGAGGUUUAUAUUCUAUAUGAGGACAAAGUACUUUUAAAAUCCAGAGAAAAAAGUUGACUUGAGGCACCAUUUUUCUUCAGUUUUUCCUUGAUGAAUGACAUCCUUCUGUUAUGAGCAGAACAGCUGUUGAGUAUUAACGUUCUGAUUCUAUUUCUUGUUCAAGAAAAGGAAAAAAAAGUAUUUCCUUUCUAGAUAUUCAUCCAUCAUUUGAGACAGUUAAAUCCAGAUUUUUCCCACUGGCUAUUUUUGGCAUCUUGUAUACAUAAGGCUUUGGAUGAACAAUUUUUUUGUUCACCACUGCCUAAUAUUGCAUUCUACCAGUUAAGUUGGAAAUAUGUACAAUUCGUGCAAUAAACAAAAAGACAGUGCUCUUGAUG